UCUGUAUCUGUGUUGUUGUUGUGUGGUAUUAAUAGGACCUGAGUACUUUAUCUUUUGAGUUAAUAAAGUCUGAUUUUGAUGUGCAGAUAAAAGGUAAAGCGAACCCCAUUUUUUUUUUUUCAGAGAGAGAAAGCUAAUGCGGAGCUGGUGAACUUUAUAAAGGGUUCGAACAUGUUGUGCGGGUUGAUCGAUCUGAACGCGGCGAGCAAUGAAGACGAAACGGCGUCGUCCUCUGAUUCUCCGUCACUGUCGGCGGCCUCCGGGAGUUUGGAUUUGGGCGCCACGUCGCCGGCGGCGGCCGCGGCCGUGUGUAUGGAGCUUUGGCACGCCUGCGCGGGGCCGUUGAUUUCGCUGCCGAAGAAAGGGAGCGCUGUCGUUUACUUCCCUCAGGGACACGUGGAGCACCUCCCUGAGCACCACGCCGUCGCCUUCGAUCUUCCUCCUCACGUGUUUUGCCGCGUUGUGGAUGUUAAGCUUCAUGCGGACACAGGCAGUGAUGAGGUUUAUGCUCAAGUUUCACUAGUUCCAGAUCAACAGAUUGAGCAAAAUUGGCGAGAAGGAAUAACACGAGGAGAGGCGGGGGAUGAAGAUGUUGAAGGCGUCGUGAAAUCUUUGACACCUCACAUGUUCUGUAAAACUUUAACAGCGUCUGAUACCAGCACUCAUGGUGGCUUCUCGGUUCCUCGUCGUGCUGCAGAGGAUUGCUUUCCUCCUCUGGAUUACAAACAGCAGAGACCGUCACAGGAGCUUGUCGCUAAAGAUUUGCAUGGCACUGAGUGGAAAUUUAGGCAUAUCUACAGAGGCCAGCCUCGAAGGCAUUUGCUAACUACUGGAUGGAGUGCAUUUGUCAAUAAGAAGAAGUUGGUAUCUGGAGAUGCCGUGCUUUUUCUAAGAGGCGGUGAUGGAGAACUUAGGCUUGGGAUUCGUCGAGCUAUGCAAGUUAAAACCGGUGCUACUGUCUUCCCCCCUAACAGUCAACAGUUUCAAGCUAGCAGCCCUGUUUCUGUUGUGAAUGCCAUUGCCAUGGGAAGUACUUUCGACAUUUGUUACAAUCCAAGAGCUCGUUCAUCUGAGAUCAUUGUACCUUAUCAUAAGUUCUCAAAGAGCCUCUCGCAGCCUUUUUCUUGUGGAAUGAGAUUUAAAGUGCGUUUUGAAACAGAAGAUACUUCUGAAAGGAGGUGUGGAGGCCUCAUUGUUGGGGUUAGUGAUGCUGACCCAAAAAGAUGGCCUGGUUCAAAGUGGAAGUGCUUACUGGUCAGAUGGGAUGAUAUGGAAAUCAACCGCCUCAAUAGGGUUUCCCCUUGGGACAUUGAGCUGUCGGGCUCGGUCUCCGGGCCCAACAGCUUCGUCUUACCUGGAACCAAGAGAAACCGGGCCAGCUUUCCCGCAGCAAAGCCCGAUCUUCCACUUCCUGGAGAUGGGAAUGAGGUUUCGGGGUUUGGCGAGCCUCUAAGGUUCCAGAAGGUCUUGCAAGGUCAAGAAGUGUUUGCAUUCGGCCAGCACACACCGAAUGAUGUCAUGAUGAGGUGCUAUCCGAGACCCAACUGUCCGAGAUUCCGUGCAGAUGCCCAGAAUUCGUUCGGGCAGCAACCCUUUCAAUUCCACAAUAAGGUCUUGCAAGGUCAAGAAAUUGUGCCGAGGCUUGGAAACAGCUGGCCCACUUUAAACCAGGCCCAGGCCCACAGUUCUAACAUUCAACCUUUUGUACCUCCUCAGUUCACUUCAUUGCAUAAGUCCAGCAGGCCAAUCGAUCACGAUCCGUUUUCUGUUUCACAUAGGAUUUUGAAUAAGUUUGGAAAUGGCUCUGUCAAAGAUCUACUUGGAGUAGUCCCUGAAGUGCGUGGACAAACGGCAUUUACGCACCACCGUCCAGUUUCGACUCGACCCUUCUUUGGAGAAAAUCCAAGUUUUGUUUCCAUGUGCAAAAAUAGCUGCAGGCUUUUCGGGUUUCCCUUGACUGAAGGGAAAGUUUUAGAGGGUAAAAAUGAAAUUAAUCAAACAGGAUCAUCUCCUUCAGCUUAUGGCCGUGAAAGUAACACUUUCCCUUGCAAUGAGGAGCAGGCUUAUCAUCAACCUUCACUGGUGGCCAAGGUAAUAGCCAGUAGUUAUACCAAAGUGCACGAUAUGCAUUCUGUACGAGACAGGCUUCUCGAUAUUGCUCUCUAAGUAUGAGAUUUGUGGGGGAUAAUGGUCAUUUUUACGUGUUAUGGGAGAUCUCCAUGCAUAGAUGACGACUGAGAAUUAAAUGUCUGUUUCGGUUCGGUUUUUGGUGAGGUAGGGGCCCGGUGUUUCCACGUGUUUCGGUUUGUUAUUUAUUUAAUAAAUUAAUGACGAUGAUUUUUAAACUCAAUGACGCGCGUGUGUUGUAUAACAGUGGUAUUUUCGCUGUAAGAUUUUUAUUUUAGGUCGAAAUCAUGAACCGGCUAUGUAUUCGAAGUGUAAAUUUGAAAUUUCUCCUAUUUAAGCCAUUCAGCAAGAUUAAUUUGCUUGUACUAGCAUAAUAGCAUUAUUGCAAGGGACUGGCUUUAAUUUGGUUAGUUUUUGCUAUAACUUUGUUUGUUGGAAUCACAAGUGGAAAUGCAGGUUUCAUUUGAGUUCGAUUUUCACCUUUUCUGCUCUA
This is a messenger RNA of Striga asiatica, 2620 nucleotides long. The record is from the annotation of a GenBank genome assembly. Lineage: Eukaryota; Viridiplantae; Streptophyta; Magnoliopsida; Lamiales; Orobanchaceae.